This is a messenger RNA of Rangifer tarandus platyrhynchus (Svalbard reindeer), 3534 nucleotides long. The record is from the annotation of a GenBank genome assembly. Lineage: Eukaryota; Metazoa; Chordata; Mammalia; Artiodactyla; Cervidae.
AUGGCGGCGGCUCUAAGGAACCCGCCUCAGGGUAGUGUGACCUUUCCAGAUGUUGCUGUGUACUUCUCCUGGGAGGAAUGGAGGCUCCUUGAUGAGGCUCAGAGACGCCUGUAUCUGGAUGUGAUGCUGGAGAACUAUGCACUUAUAUCCUCACUGGGUUGCUGCUGUGGAACAGAGAAUGCAGAGGCACCUUCUGAACAGAUCACUUCUCUAGAAAUGUCACAGGCUAGGACCACGAAGGCAGCUUUGUCUACCCAAAAGAUGCACCCAUGUGAGAUCUGUGGUCCAGUCUUGAGAAAUGUUUUCCACUUGGCUGAGCACCAUGAAACACAGCACGUCCAAAAACUGUUGAGGUGUGGAGCAUGUGUGAAACAAUUUUAUUUUAGUACAAACUUUCAGCAGCACCUGCAGCAGCACAUGGGAGAGAAAACCCUCCAAAGCAGUGUGGACAAGGCCUUGUUUGUGAAGAGCUGCAGGUUCCUUGUGUCACAGAAGUCAUUUACAUGCAGGGAUUUUGAAAAGGACUUCCUGACCAUCAUGGUUCAUCUGCAGCAACAGGCUGUGAAGAAGCCAAGCACAGUCACCCAGCGCCAGUCAACCUUACAUGGCAGGAAAAGUCAUCACACAUGGGAAGAAUGCAAGAAAGCCCUUAGUCCCCCACGUACACUUGUUCAGGACCAGGGUGUCCGCACUGGAAGACCUUGUUUUGUGUGCAGUGAAUGUGGGAAAGCAUUCAGCUCAGCCCUCACUUACCAUCAGAGAUCUCACACAGGAGAAAGGCCUUAUGAGUGUAGUGACUGUGAGAAAUCUUUUGUCUCUAGGCCUGCCCUCAGGUAUCAUCAGAGAUCUCACACAGGAGAACGGCCUUAUGCAUGCAGUCAAUGUGGGAAAACUUUUACCACUAGCUCUAACCUCCAUUAUCAUCAAAGAGUUCACACUGGAGAAAGGCCUUAUGAAUGUAGUGAAUGUGGGAAAUCUUUUAACAAUAGGUGGACACUCAUUCAACACUGGAGAGUUCACACCGGAGAAAGGCCUUUUGAGUGCAGUGAAUGUGGGAAGUCCUUUAAUCGAAGAAAUAACCUCAUCUUACACCAGAGAAUUCACACAGGAGAAAGGCCUUACAUGUGCAGUGAAUGUGGGAAAUCUUUUACCUUCAGCUCCAGCCUUCGUUAUCAUCAGCGAGCUCACACUGGAGAAAGACCUUAUGAGUGCAGUGAAUGUGGGAAGUCUUUUAUUUCUAGGUCUGACCUCCAUUAUCAUCAAAGAGUUCAUUCUGGAGAAAGACCUUAUGAGUGUAGUGAAUGUGGGAAAUCCUUUAUCCAAAGAAAUAACCUCAUAAUACACCAGAGAAUUCACACAGGAGAAAGGCCUUAUGAGUGCAGUGAAUGUGGUAAAUCUUUUACUUGUAGUUCCACUCUGCAUUAUCAUCAGAGAGUUCACACUGGAGAAAGGCCUUACGUGUGCAGUGAAUGCGGGAAAUCUUUUAUUACCACAUCCAAACUGCGUUGUCAUCAGAAAGUUCACACUGGAGAAAUCAGUUAUGAAUGCACUGAGUGUAGGAAGUCCUUUAAACGAAAAUCUGAUGUAAUUGAACACUGGAGGGUUCAUACUGGAGAAAGGCCUUAUGAGUGCAAUGACUGUGGGAAAUCUUUUACUUCUAGCUCUGCCCUCCAUUAUCAUCAGAGAGUUCACACUGGAGAAAAGACUCAUAAAUGUGGGGAAUGUGGGAAGUCUUUUACCUCUAGCUCUGGCCUGCGUUAUCAUCAGAGAAUUCACACAGGAGAAAGGCCAUAUGAAUGUACUGAUUGUGGAAAGUCUUUUACCCAAAUAAAUCACCUCAUUAUACACCGAAGAAUUCACACAGGAGAAAGGCCUUAUGAGUGCAGUGAAUGUGGGAAAUCCUUUAGCCAUAAAUCUUACCUAUCUCAACACCAGAGAGUUCACACUGGAGAAAGGCCUUUUGAAUGUAAUGAAUGUGGGAAAUCUUUUACCUCUGGUUCUGCCCUCUGUUAUCAUCAGAGAGUUCACACAGGAGAAAAACCUUAUGAGUGCAGUGACUGUGGGAAAUCCUUUACCAAUGGACCAAUACUCAUCCGACACCGUAGAGUUCACACAGGAGAAAGGCCUUAUGAGUGCAAUGAGUGUGGAAAAUCCUUUACCCAAAGAAAUCAUCUCAACAUACACCAUAGAAGAGUUCACACAGGAGAAAGGCCUUUUGACUGCAGUGAAUGUGGGAAAUCUUUUAGAGAUAGUUCCCAGUUGAAUCAACACCAGAGGGUUCACACUGGAGAAAAGCCUUAUGAAUGUACGGAUUGUGGGAGAUCCUUUAGCCAGAAUUCAUACCUCUCUAAACACCGGAGAGUUCACACUGGAGAGAGACCUUAUGAGUGCAGUGAAUGUGAGAAGUCAUUUACUUCUGUCUCUGCCCUUGGCUACCAUCAGAGAGUUCACACUGGAGAACGACCUUAUAAGUGCAGUGACUGUGGGAAAUCUUUUACCAAUAGCUCAAUACUCGUUCGACAUCGGAGAGUUCACACAGGAGAAAGGCCUCAUGAAUGUAGUGAUUGUGGAAAAUCCUUUACCCAAAGAAUUCACCUCAUUAUUCACCGGAGAGUUCACACAGGAGAAAGGCCUUAUGAAUGCAGUGAAUGUGGGAAGUCUUUCACCUCUCGUUCCACCCUUCAUUAUCAUCAGAGAGUUCACACAGGAGAAAAGCCAGAAAGAUGUUACGUGUGCAGCGAAUGUGGAAAAUCAUUUAGCAAAAGUUCUCAUCUCAUUAGACAUCGGAGCGUUCACACUGGAGAAAGGCCUUAUGAGUGUAACGAAUGUGGCAAAUCUUUUAGCCAAAGCUCAAACCUCAUUCAGCAUCGGAGAGUUCACACUGGAGAAAGGCCUUACAAGUGCAGUGAAUGUGGGAAAGCCUUUAUCCAAAGAUCACAUCUCAUUCAGCACUGGAGAGUUCACACUGGAGAAAGGUCUUAUGAAUGUAAAGAAUGUGGGAAAUCUUUUAACAAAAGCUACAGCCUCAUUCACCAUCAGAGUGUUCAUACCGGGAGAAGGCCUUAUGAAUGUGGUGAAUAUGGGAAAUCAUUUUCCCAAAACUCUGUGCUCCUUCAACAUCAGAGAGUUCACACUGGAGAAAGUCCUUAUGAAUGCAGUGAAUGUCAGAAAUCUUUUCGACAAAGCUCUGCACUCCUUCAGCAUCGGAGAGUUCAUACUGGAGAAAGGCCUUAUGAGUGUGGUGAAUGUGGGAAAUCCUUUAGAUAUAUCUCCAACCUCAUUACACACCGGAGAGUUCACACGGGAGAAAGGCCUUACAAGUGCAAUCAGUGUGAGAAAUCCUUUAGAUACAUAUCCAACCUCACUACUCAUCGGAGAGUUCAUACUGGAGAAAGGCCUUAUAAAUGUAGUGAAUGUGGGAAAUCAUUUAGCCAAAGCUCUAACCUCAUCACACAUCGGAGAAUUCACUCUGGGAAAAGGCCUUACAAUUUGGGGAAUCUGUUGAGUUCUUUACCUACAACUCCAGUCUCUUAA